This is a messenger RNA of Cladocopium goreaui, 1677 nucleotides long. NCBI's taxonomy places the organism in Eukaryota, Dinophyceae, Suessiales, Symbiodiniaceae. The record is from the annotation of a GenBank genome assembly.
AUGAAAGCCGACGACGCUCAACAGUUUGCCCAACAAUUCGCCCAGCAAUUCAUCGAUGGCAAGCUGCCGCUCGAUGACUUCGUGAAUCGCAUGGCCAAAAUGGCCACUGCCGAUGUAGGCGAGGCUCAGGUCGAUCUCGAUCGCGCUCGCCGCUGUGGAUUCCCCGAGGUGGUCUACGGCGAAGGAAAGAGCGUGGAAGUGAUCGCCAAGAUCUUUCGCGUUCAAGUCGAGCACGGGUAUGCCUCGCUGGCAACUCGCAUCUCGGCGGAACAAGCCUCCGAGCUUUCCGCUGAUUUCCCGCAGGGGCAUUACAAUCCUCUGGCGAGAACCUUCCGCAUUUCGGCCAAGACUACUUCGGAUUCGCAAGAUGCCGGUCGCGUGGUGAUCGUCUCUGCCGGAACCACCGACCUGAACGUGGCCGAGGAAGCCCGCGAAACAGCCGUCUGGAUGGGGCUCGAUGUCACCCUCCUGCAAGACAUUGGGGUGGCAGGCCCUCAGCGAUUACUAGCCCAAGUCCCGCGAAUGCAAGAUGCCGACGCUAUCGUUGUGGUCGCUGGCAUGGAGGGCGCACUGCCUAGCGUCGUAGGUGGGCACGUUUCCUGCCCUGUGGUGGCGGUUCCAACCAGCGUGGGUUAUGGAGCCAACUUCGGCGGGCUCUCCGCGCUGCUGGGAAUGCUCAAUAGCUGCGCGUCGAAUGUUACGGUCGUCAACAUCGAUGCCGGAUUCAAAGGCGCCUACGUUGCAGGCAUCAUCGCCCAACGCGCGGCCGAUGCGCGGAGAAGCUCGCCCAUCGAGGUUGAUACCCUGCCCCUGCUUGCACCUCGCGGGGACGAAAGCCACAAGGGUGACUUCGGUCGGGCAGUACUCAUUGGCGGUUCCACAGGAAUGAGCGGCGCCAUCUCCCUCUCGGGUAUGUCUGCCUUGCGUAGCGGAGCCGGCCUCGUACGGUUGGCCGUUCCCCGCGACUGUCAGGCGACCGUCUCCGCGUUCGAGCCGUCGUACAUGACGCUCGGGCUUACGUGUGACUCCGCCGGGCGAAUCGCCCUCACAGCCCGCGACGAACUCAAGUCCCAGGUCGAAUCGGCCUCCGCUUUGGCUUGCGGCCCAGGGCUCGGGCGCUCAGAAGAUCUAAACGAGCUUGUCGCCUGGCUGUACUCCGAGGUGGGCACUCCAUUUGUGUUCGAUGCAGACGCCUUGAACGCUCUGGCCGAACAGCCGGAACUCUUGAGGCGUCCAGGUGGUCCGCGGGUCCUAACGCCCCAUCCUGGCGAGUUCGCCAGACUCACCGGCGAAGAGUACGACGACGAUCCGCAGGCCCGUCGUAAAAAUUGCUUCGAGUUCGCCCGGAGCACGGGGGCGACCAUCGUGCUGAAGGGCCAUCAGACAUGCAUCAGCGAUGGACAGCAGAUCGCGGUGAACACCACCGGCAACCCUGGGAUGGCAACGGGCGGAACGGGCGACGUGCUGACCGGCGUAAUCGCUGCGCUACUAUGCCAAGGGCUCGAACCCUUCGAUGCGGCCCACUUGGGAGUGCACGUGCACGGACUCGCGGGCGAUUACGCCGCACAGGAGUUGGGCCAGGUUUCGCUCAUCGCCAGCGACUUGGUGCGACAUCUUCCGGCCGCGUUCAAAUCGCUGCAACUGCCCGGCUCGACUAUCGGGUUCAACCCUGCUUGA